Messenger RNA from Solea senegalensis (Senegalese sole), 2504 nucleotides. Its product is annotated as hydroperoxide isomerase ALOXE3-like. Lineage: Eukaryota; Metazoa; Chordata; Actinopteri; Pleuronectiformes; Soleidae. The coding region runs from base 287 to 2299 and encodes 670 amino acids. The transcript is spliced from 14 exons. Gene Ontology annotation, molecular function: protein binding; oxidoreductase activity, acting on single donors with incorporation of molecular oxygen, incorporation of two atoms of oxygen; iron ion binding. Gene Ontology annotation, biological process: linoleic acid metabolic process; lipid oxidation. The record is from RefSeq and is a predicted model, not a curated record.
CAAGGUAAAGGAAAACUUACUGUUGUCUAAAAAACAAAAAAAACAACAACUAUGCAGCAUUUGUUGUAAUUCGUAGAAUAAAUAAGAUGUCAAUUUCCCCACUGCGGGACAAAUUGAAUUGACUUUGAAUUGACUUAGGACUUAUCUUAUUACAUAAAAUGAGAAUUGGAGCAGAUGGAAUUAGGGGGAGGGUUUAAAUGACUGGAGUCAAGUGACUAGGAAGGUUUUAAAAAGCAGAGUAGUUGAGACUUCAGAGCACAAAGAAGAAAAUCCUGGACCUGUAGCCAUGGCUGAGUACAAGAUAGAAGUGUCAACAGGUGACAUGCAAGAUGCAGGAACAUGGGAUCAUGUAUUUCUGACCUUAUUUGGAAAUGAAGGACAGAGCGAGCGAACUGAUUUGGACAACUUUGGCUGGGACUUCACGACUGGGGCUACAGGGACUUACACCAUAAAAACCAGUUCAUCUCUGGGAAGACUUCUGCUGGUCAAGGUGGAAAAGGACCCUUGCUUUUUGUUCUCAGAUGAUGAUGAGUGGUACUGCUCCACAAUAGUGGCGACGACUCCAGAGGGAGAAGUCAUUCUUUUCCCCUGUCACAGGUGGAUCUCCAGGGGAGAAGAUGUGGAGCUGAGGGGAGGGAGAGCAAUGAAGGUGUUUGAGGAUGACCAUCCCCUGUGGAUUGAACAUCGAAAAAAAGAGCUGACAUUUAAAAAGAGCUUGUACCAAUGGAUGAUUGUGAAUGAAGGACUACCCCACAAAAUCAUUUUUGAUGAUGAAUACAAGUUCCCAGCUGAAAUCCGCUUUUCUAAGUCCAGAACAGCUGAGCUAUCUGAUACGAAGUUCAGAAUGGGGCUAGAAUUAAAGCUUAAAGGGAUGAUUGGCUCAAAGGAAAAAUGGGCAAGCAUUGACGACAUGAAAAAUGUCUUCUGGACCAAAAAGACGACAAUAUCAGAGUACCUUGAAGAGCACUGGAAGGAGGAUGACUUUUACGGAUACCAGUUUCUAAACGGAAACAACCCCAACAUGAUUAAGCGUUGCUCUGAGCUUCCUGAAAACUUUCCAGUCACACAGGAGAUGGUGAAGCCUUUUCUGGAAAAGGGAACCUCUCUGCAGGAGGAAAUGAAGAAAGGCAACAUAUUCAUCUUUGAUGAGAAGAAGAUGGAUGGAAUUCGCCCAAGAGAUAAUGAUGGAGAACCUAUGCCUGUGACUGCUGGUCUCUGUUUGUUCUACAUGAAUCCAGAAAACAAACUGAAACCAAUAGCAAUUCAGCUUCAUCAACAACCAUCUGAGCAGAAUCCCAUCUUUCUGCCGAGUGACACAGAGACAGACUGGCUACUUGCUAAGAUCUUUAUCAGAAAUGCAGAUGUAAUGGAUCAUGAGUCGACUCAUCACCUCAUGUGUACUCACUUUAUGGCUGAGGUUUAUGCUAUUGCCACUCUUCGCUGUUUCCCUGCGAUUCAUCCACUCUACAAGCUGCUGUUUCCACACUUCCGCUACACUCUCUUCUUAAACACAAGAGGUCGAAAACUUCUUCUUGGACCUGAAGGGUCUCUAACCAUGAGCUCACUUGGGUGUGAGGGGAUGAUAGAGCUCAUGAGAAGAACUCAUGCUGAAACAACCUACAGCUCCCUCUGCCUGCCAGAGAACAUCACUGCACGAGGACUGGAGUCUGUCCCCAACUUCUUCUACAGAGAUGAUGGACUCAAAGUGUGGAACAUCAUCAACACAUUUGUGAAGGCAGUGGUGGAGUUCUAUUAUCCCACACACAGUGAUGUCUGUAAAGACAGUGAGCUGCAGGAAUGGAUCAGUGAGAUAUUCACUCAUGGCUUCUUGGGUAACAAAGCGUCAGGAAUACCAGCAUGCUUUCAUUGUACAGAGGAUGUGAUCAGAUUCAUCACCAUGGUGAUCUUCACAUCGACGGCUCAACAUGCUGCAGUCAAUAACGGACAGUUCGACUACUUCUCUUGGAUGCCCAAUGGCGCAAUCCUGCUGCACAAACCUCCUCCAACCACUAAGGGGCAGUCAAGCAUGGAGACGAUUUUGGAGACCCUCCCAAAUAUUGGAGAUACUACCAAAAACAUGGCAAUGUUGUGGUUACUUUCAAAAAGCUAUGCGGAUUUUAUUCCCUUGGGUGCUUACCCCGAACAACGAUUUGAUGAGCCUGCCCUGAAGCAGAUGAUUAAGGAGUUUCAAGCAGAGUUGUCUUACCUCAGUGAAGAAAUAACGGCAAGAAACUCACAGCUGGAAGUGCCCUACACAUACCUGAACCCGACUGAGAUAGAAAACAGUAUCACUACUUAAGACAGAUGAAGAGAGCAAUCCUGGAUUGUUAAUUGAAUAAAUUCUGGGAGAUACUGUAUGGGUUUAUGAGUGGGAGCAUGCUGCAUGACAAGAUAAGCAGAGUGAGAGUUUCUGCUCUCAUAUCAGGUUUUUAAGAUUCAUGCUGUGAUGUGUCGAUCAGAUGACGUGAAUAAUCAAAAACAGUAAAUAAACUGAAUUUAAACCA